AGCAGAAGAGAAGGUAAAAGUAAGUCAAGAAGAAAAAGAGACAGCAAGUAAGUGAAGUGAUGGAAGGUGGAUGGUGGAAGCAGUGUAAACAGUUUAUUUAAAGGUCCUGACGGAAGACGAUACCCGACGUUACUUCUGGUUACUUGUGGUUACUUGUGUAUUGCUGUAAGACUGUAAGUUAAGUGCGCGCGCAAUGAACCAAGCCCCAGUAUCGUGUAUUCCUGCUACGACCAAGAUGUCAAAGGCCAAGAAGAUCCUUGAUGAAGCUCGGGAAAUCCAAAAUCCUGAGCUUGAUCUCGCAGAUAAAAAUAUAUCGACCUUUGAGGAGAUGCCUGGUUUGCUUAAUAUGUUAAACAUCACAAGAUUGACGUUGAGUCACAAUAAAAUCCAACUUGUCCCGCCGGGGCUAGCAAAUCUUGUCAACUUGGAGAUAUUAAAUCUAUUUAACAACCACAUCACAGAAUUGCCUAUUUCUUUAUCACAGAUGCCAAAAUUAAGAAUACUUAAUGUUGGGAUGAAUCGGUUGGAUGUUCUACCAAGAGGUUUUGGUGCUUUUCCAGUUCUUGAAGUGCUUGAUUUAACUUACAACAAUCUCCAUGAGAAAAACUUACCUGGGAACUUUUUUAUGAUGGAAACAUUACGAGCUCUCUAUCUCGCUGACAACGACUUUGAAUAUUUACCCCCAGAAAUCGGUCAUCUGAAAAAUCUUCAAAUUCUAGUACUUCGUGAAAAUGAUUUAAUAGAAUUACCAAAAGAAAUUGGCGAACUGACUCGACUCCGGGAGCUACACAUCCAAGGAAAUCGUUUGACUGUUCUUCCUCCAGAAAUCGGUAAUCUUGAUUUAGUCAGUAAUAAAGCAGUUUUUAGAAUGGAGUUCAAUCCAUGGGUUACACCUAUCGGUGAUCAAUUACAAGUUGGAAUAUCUCAUGUGAUGGAUUAUAUUCGUUCUGAAACUUAUAAAUAUGUUUAUAAUCGUCACCAAAGUGUCAAAGGACCACCUCCAGCAAUUGAAAAUGACAAGACUAAAAAAAUUUCUCGAAUGCGUUAAAGAAAUUUAAUAUCAACGCUAAAAAUUUUACAGAGACUAACUACUUAAUUUUAACAAACAAAUUACUCAGUAAGUUUAACUACUAAUACAUUAAUGGUAAUGAUUAAUUACCAAAUUAACUGCCGGUUAUUAACCGUAAGAUGGUGCCUUAAAGUCUUCAUACCUCUCACAAUUUUUUA
Messenger RNA from Cotesia glomerata, 1227 nucleotides. It is a transcript of the gene ics, whose product is annotated as ras suppressor protein 1. The transcript has 6 exons. The record is from RefSeq and is a predicted model, not a curated record. The coding region runs from base 194 to 1048 and encodes 284 amino acids. Lineage: Eukaryota; Metazoa; Arthropoda; Insecta; Hymenoptera; Braconidae. Gene Ontology annotation, molecular function: protein binding.